AGCACGAUGGAAUAUGCCAUGAGAAAGAAAGAAAAAAGUAUAAAGUAUUGGCCAAGUGUAGGUUCAAGAGGCCACAUAUCAAACGGCAGCGAUUGUUUUCAGUAUCACGCUCGCAAAUGCUCGAUAAACAUCCACUUGUGACCCAUCUUUCUUACAGCAUGGCAUCUCUCAGCCUUCAAUUCCGUACGGCGACUCCAGAGGAUGCGGAGCAGAUUCAGCAACUGGUUCAAUCUGCGUUUCGCACCGAGGAUAGCAGAUCCGACUGGACUGGCGAUGCAGAGCUCGCAUCCAGUUUUCGAAUUGAUGUCGAGGAAGUGGCUUCCAAGAUUGCCAACCCGGAAAAUACUAUCCUGAUGGCUCUGGACAACGACAAUAGCCUGGUCGCAUCCAUCGAGGUCUCUAAGCGCGACGGUAACUGUGGCCGCCUCUCUAUGAUCGCAGUUAGCGACCGUUAUCAGCGCAGUGGUGUUGGGCGACUGGUUCUUGCUUACGCUGAAGCAUACUGCCGACGGGUUUGGGGAGCUGAAAAAUUCUCGCUAAACGCACUUUCGAUACGCAAGGCCCUUAUCGAGUGGUACAUGCGCCAAGGCUAUCAGAAGACGGGCGAGACGUCGCCAUUUCCUCGCGAACGGUUCAUCAGUAUGGCACUACCCGAAGACAUGUGCUUCAUUGAAAUGGAGAAAGAAUUCAACGGAACUGUUGCGACGGCCCAGCAAGCAUAAGCCAAUGAGACCAACUCCUUGAGGUCUUGCUCUCGCCUCAUGUUGCUUACACUCCUGCCCUGAAAUGUCAUUUAUGGGGAGUAUCUCAUACAUUACCAUUCUCUUGAGACAGAUGUAGCAUCAAAACACUGUUCCAGAUACAGGCUACGCCUAGUACUUGUCAAAAAACUUCGGGCCACGGUAGAGAUCAGUUGUAUUUUAUGCAAGGACAUUACUUUGCGUGCUCCAUUUUGAUAUGGCAUCGUCGUCUUUAACUGUUACAGCAUAUGGACAUUUAGCUUAUAUCGAUUGCAAUAGCUCCAUUAGGCUGAGUUGUUCCAUAGCCAUUUUGAGUUCUAUAGCUGAUUUCUGUUAAUUUACUGGCACCUACAUUGUGCAUGUUCUCAGCC
Molecule: messenger RNA, 1111 nt
Organism: Trichoderma asperellum CBS 433.97
Lineage: Eukaryota; Fungi; Ascomycota; Sordariomycetes; Hypocreales; Hypocreaceae
Molecular function (GO): acyltransferase activity, transferring groups other than amino-acyl groups
Source: RefSeq, a predicted model, not a curated record